AUGACACCACACAAUCUCAUCCCUGCCGGCUACUUCUACAGCGACGACGACCUGCUCAACCGCAUCUGGUAUGCUGGCGCGUACACCGUGCAGCUGUGCACGAUCGCUUCGAACGAGUCACGCGCCAACCCGCCGACGAUCACCGAGUACGGCUGGUUCAACAAUGCCACCAUCCAGAACGUGACUACCGGAGCCGAGGUAUACGUGGACGGCGCCAAGCGCGACCGCACGCCGUGGCCCGGUGACUUCGGCGUCUCCACGCUGUCCAAGGUAGUUUCCCUCAACGGCGACAACCUCCUGUCUGUUCGCCAUGCCAUCAACUCGCUGUACGCCAUCCAGAACACGACCAACGGACAGUUCGCGUACGCGGGCACGCCCAUCGCUCCGCGCGUUCAGCUUGCAGGCAUCAACUCGGACACGUACCACAUCUGGACGCUGAUCGCGCUGGCCGACUACGCGACGUUGACAGCUGACACGGAGUUCGUGGAGAACCUCUGGGACCAAGCGCUGUACGGCUUCGAGUUUAUCCUUGGCAACGUGGACACCUCCGACAUGCUUCUGAACGUCACGGGCGUGUACGACUGGGGUCGCGUGGGCCAGGGUGACAAGAACAUCGCCGCCAACUCGCUGCUCUACCACGCGCUGUACAGCUACGCUGAGUUGGCUCCGCAGCUCGGCUUAGAGGUGCCUUCGUCCAACGGCACGGCGUUUGGUGAGCUCGCCAGCGCCGUCAAGACGGCCGUCAACUCGAACCUGUGGGACGACUCGGCCGGCCUCUUCCGUGAUAACACCACCGCUGCCGGCGGCGAGCUGCACCCGCUUGACGGCAACUCGCUUGCAGUUCGCUACAACCUGACCCAGUCGUCGGAGCAGGCCGCCACUGUCUCGGAGAACCUGGCCACUCGCUGGAACGAGUACGGUGCUGUGUCGCCCGAAGGCCUCGGCUCCAUCUCGCCCUUCAUCACCAGCGUCGAGGUUGAAGCUCACUUGCGCGCCACCCCCGGCAACGCCUCGCUCGCGCUGGAGAUCAUCCGUCGUCAGUGGGGCUACAUGUUGAAGGCCUUCAGCAACUCCACCACCAUCGAGGCGUACUACGAGACGGGCGAGCUCAUGUACCCCUUCUACGGCCUCGAGCUUGGCGGCUACAUCUCGCACGCGCACGCCUGGUCCACGGGCCCGACGGCGUCUCUGACGCUGCACGUGGGCGGUCUGAGCCCCGUGACGGACGCCGGCAAGACGUGGGAGUUCGUGCCGCACGCCGCUGGGGCGGACGUCGGCGAGCUGCACACUGGUUACACGAUGGCGACGGGCGACUUCAGCGUGGAGUGGACGACCAAGAACGAGGACAGCUUCUUCUUCGCCAACCUCGAGACGCCGCACAACACGACGGGGUCCAUCUCAGUGCCCACAUUCGGCAAGUCGCUCGACUCGAUCGAUAUCUCCAUCAACGGCAACACGGUGUGGGCCAACGGUGCGGCGUCAUGGAGCGGCUUCGGAGCUCCCAGCGGAUCGGCCGACUUCGUGACAGUGGCGGAGGUGCCGUACGGAGGCUGGUUCUCUAUCGUGGCCAAGGACGCCUAG
Molecule: messenger RNA, 1581 nt
Organism: Phytophthora sojae
Lineage: Eukaryota; Oomycota; Peronosporomycetes; Peronosporales; Peronosporaceae
Exons: 2
Coding region: 1-1581 (526 amino acids)
Biological process (GO): carbohydrate metabolic process
Source: RefSeq, a predicted model, not a curated record